CACCAAAGCAUUUCACGCCGUCAGCUCCACCAGACGAUGGAUUGGGAUGAACGGAGGCGUCUAGCGCAGGACAUAGCGUCUCUGUCGUCGGCGGACCUCCAGGGCGUGCUCUUGCGAUGCCACGUGGCAUACCCAGAUCGUGUCGUCUUCAGGCACGACCACCCCUUCAAACCCGUAGACUGGGACUUGAUCAAAUCCAGCAACUGGGAAGGCAGCAGCGUUGUCAACCUUGAUGACCUUGACCUUGCUCUCUUGCACGAGAUCCGCGAAUACGUGGACGCGUGCUACAUCCCCCACCCCGUCGCCCGGGACCAAUGCGAGAUCUGCUGCGGCUUGUGGUCAUGCGGUCGUGUGUUGGCGUGUGGCAACCCGGCAUGUUCAACUCGCAUCCACGAAGAGUGUUUUGGCAUGGUCCUUCGGAAAGACCCGAACGGACCUUGGCACUGUCCGUCGUGUGUGUACGGAUCACCCCUUCAAUGUUGCUUGUGCCUGCAGGACCGGGGCGGCGCGAUCAAACCGACGUCGGACGGCCGGUGGGCCCACGUCAUCUGCGCUCUAGGAAUUCCCGAGCUCACUCUUCGCGACGUUCCGACCAUGGAGCCCGUGGACGGCAUGUCGGACAUCGAUCCCACGCGCCUUCGGUCCAUGUGCAACUUGUGCAAACGCAAGGGCGGCGCUGUCGUCGCAUGCGAAGUGGACGGCUGCGGCACGGCGUUCCACAUCUCUUGCGCGGCAGACGCGGGGCUCUGGAUCGGCGCGCCAGCAGACUUGUCGGCCGUGCCCCCGACGCCUGUGGCGCCGUUUGCAUUGUAUUGCGAAAAACACAUGCCCGUCGAUCGAAUUGUGGGCGCCAAGCGCUUCAUCGCCGAAGAAGACCUUGUUCUGGAAGCGUUGCCAUCGUCCACCACCACCCGCAGUGCAGUCGUCUUGGACGCAAAGCUGGACGAUUACUCGUUCGUGUUGGACUCGGCGUCAUAUUUGCUGGAAUGGCAUGUGUGGAAAGAGCGUGUGGUCACUACCCCCCCUCCUCCAUCGUGUACCGUUGCCACAACAUCCCCAUCGAACAAUCGAUCGCAGCAGUACUAUAGCCCGUUCGAAGUCACGCCACGACUGUACAGUCGCGGUCGAUUUCCAGUCAAGACCCUUGUCACGGACAUGGUUCUCAAGGUGGCCUCCGCAGAAAGCCAGCUCGUACAGACGACGCCAUCAAGCGCAGAGCCAUACCCGCCUCCGCGACCUACGAACAACCACCAUGGCCUGCCGCCGUUUCCAGAAGGUCCGACGCUUGUGGGGGCAAUUGUUGAAGUGUACUGGCUCGGGUAUGAUGACUGGUUUCGAGCAAAAGUAACCGACUGGGACUCGUCCAGACGGAUGAACCAAGUGAGGUACUUAGGAGAACCCCGCAUGGAGUGGCUAUCUCUGCGCGCUGGCAUGUGCAAUGUCCUCCACCUUCCCUUCGACCCCCCAACCAAGGUCAAACUCAAAAAGUACUCGUUCAAAGGCGCCAGCCCUCAGUACCGACCGAAACCUCACGCGUUUGCAUCCACAGACUGAGCUAGUGUGUGCCCAGUACUUAGUAAAUCAAUCUCGUCGCCUUGAAUACACUCUUGAUGCA
Molecule: messenger RNA, 1615 nt
Organism: Aphanomyces astaci
Lineage: Eukaryota; Oomycota; Saprolegniomycetes; Saprolegniales; Verrucalvaceae
Exons: 2
Coding region: 37-1554 (505 amino acids)
Biological process (GO): regulation of transcription by RNA polymerase II
Source: RefSeq, a predicted model, not a curated record